UGAGGAAGAGCUGGAGAAGCUUUUCCAUACCAUCGAUUCUGACAACACCAGUAACGUGGAUACUAAGGAGCUGUGUGAUUAUUUUGCAGACCACAUGGGGGAUUAUGAAGAUGUUCUGGCAUCAUUGGAAACACUCAACCUCUCCAUUCUGAAGGCCAUGGACUAUACAAAACGGGUGUACGAACGAGGAACAAACGUGGACCAAUUUGUGACCCGUUUCCUGCUGAAAGAGACGGCCAAUCAGAUUCAGUCCUUGCUCAGCUCGGUGGAAAGUGCUGUGGAUGCCAUUGAUGAACAAACCAACCAGAUAAGACACUUCCACAAUAAAUCUGGCCACAAUGUCAUGGACAGUUGGUAUGACAAUCCCGUGUCUAGUUAUUCUCCCAAUAACAGAAUCAUGACCAAAGAACGCAGGAAAAGUUUCCAAACUGCAUCUUCAGACACCAAGGAGGAGGGCUUGGAAGCACAAAUCAACAGGUUAGCAGAGUUGAUUGGAAGGCUGGAAAACAAGACUCUUUGGUUUGAUCUGCACCAACGGCUGUCAGACAGUGAAAACACAGCAUGUGCGUAUCUUCUCUUGGUACGAAGUGAAAUGACUGUUUCCCAGAAGCACCUGGGAGAAUUCUGCGGCUCCCUGAAGCAGUACUUGAAGAAUGUGGCUGGAGAACAGGACUGCUUCCACGUAACUGCAGUCAGACUUCCUGAUGGGGUCACUUUCAUUGUCUACGAAUUCUGGGAAACUGAGGAUGACUGGAAGAGACAUCUCCAGAGUCCUGUCUGUAAAAGUUUCCAGCAUGUAAAAGUGGAUAUGCUGAAUCAGCCUGAAGGAGUUUCCAGCGUGUCGGUCCCAGCUGCUUGGUGCACCCUUAACCGAGACUGACCUGGAGAGGACAACGCCCUGAAGGGAAGUUUUGGAUUCCUUCUCCUAGCCUGGCCUGUGCCAAUAUUCUUUCCUCUCUUUGGCGGAGAAGCAGACUCUUGUCUUUUCUAAUAACUUUGUUACAAGUGUUGUCUCUUCUCCCUUCCGUCCAAUGCAUUUCUAUCUAGAAAUGAUAUUUGCUUGCUCUUUGAAGUGAAGGAACAACAACAAGAAGUCAAUCUAUCUUCCUACUAGCCUUUGGCCAGCAAAUGAUUUCUCCUCUCCUGAGCUGCAGCCCAAGCCUAUAACAAGUUUUGGUCUGGUAUCCACCAGAGAUGUGGGUUUGAUCCUGAGCAAGGGAUUGCAAGCUUUAACAUAGCACUGCUGAGAAUUUCUUGAUUAAUUUAGUGUGUGUUCCCCAAAAGGCAUUCAGAUUUCCACCAAGGAUGGAUUUUUUUUCCUGAGUAGAUGGGUUGUGAUGGCCCACCUUGACUGACUUGGUCUGGUCCAAACCACGAUAAAGUAACAUACCCAGUGAUCUGCUGUGGGUGGAAGGUUGUCUCUUCCUGUUGUUGUUUUAGGGAAUAAAAGUUAAAUAUUUUCAAUGCCCCAUGUGGACCUCUUUCCUGCUCCUGUUUCACUGCCACUAUGGUCACAAGAACAUGGAGAACCCCCCGAAACAGUGGUGCAACAGUCCUAUGUUGUUUUCUCAUGUGGCUGGAGAGGGUUGGGGAAGAUUAGCUACAGCUUAAUUCUUCCUUCUGGAUUUAAUUGAUUGAAGAACUCUAGGAAUAUUAAGAGAAAUUAUAAUUUCCCUUGGGACCCCGAUAUUCACAUGACCAGGAGCUCAAUCUGGCUUUAAAUCCAAAGCAGUGCAUAGGCCUACUGCAAACUCCUUGGAGCUUGGUAGCUCUUGAUGGCUUGAUUAUAUUAUUCCAUUUAUAAAUGUAUUAAAUAGUAUUCUAUAAAACAAAGGCAUCCAACUAUUUCUUGGCCUGAUUAGAAACAGUGUUAUUUGAAUCCCUCCAUUGCACAGUGACAGUUUCCUAGAAACCACUGCAUCUCCAAUACCCUCUGUGAGUUAAAUGUAUCUGUAGAUUGGUUCAGAUCUAAUCUGAAGCAUUGAUUCAAUUCAAAUUA
Messenger RNA from Python bivittatus (Burmese python), 1999 nucleotides. NCBI's taxonomy places the organism in Eukaryota, Metazoa, Chordata, Lepidosauria, Squamata, Pythonidae. The record is from RefSeq and is a predicted model, not a curated record.